AUGUACCACCGCGCGAAGCCCACCGCGCAGCAGCCGCCGCGGGCGGAUGACGCACCCGGAUACGGCCCUGGAGCCGGUCGCGUCAGCGGCAACCUUGCGGACCAGCUAUCACAACAUCAACAGCAACAUCUCCAACAGCCCAUCCAUCCCUCAUCCCGUCCGCGGAUCAACCCCGCGACAGCGACCACAACAAGCGCAAACACUCCCAAAAACCCCACCGACCAUGGUGCCCCCCUAAGCCGCACCACAACCAACACCAGCACCGGCAACAAAGCUGAUCUCCCCACCGAACCCCUCCAAUCAACCCUCCUCCAGCCCCGAGUAGCCGUCGCCCUAGGCGUCUCCCAGAAAUGGUAUCCCCUCCUUUUUCUAUGCCGACUGGCCUCCAUCGCGCCGGUCAUCCUGUUCGGGUUACCCACAGUUCUACGGUUGUUAGCGACCCUACAUCUGAUGUACCUGGACCGAGUGCUUGACGGAGGCGGGGCGUUGACGAAACUUACUACUCGGAAGGGAGGGGCAGACAAUGGAGGAGGGUUUGCGCAAGGGUAUAAAAUGAUGGGGACGGGGUUCGAUCCGGAGUUUGAGGCACGGUUGAGGUUGACGGAGAUGGUGUUGGCUAUAAUAUGGUGCUUCGCCUCAGGCUACCUAUCCUUCUUCUUCACUGACUGUCUAAUGUCGCGCUGGCUGCUAAACUACACGCCGCAAGCUACUAUCGUCCGGCUUUUGACCGUCGAUGCACUCAAUGGCUACGUGACGUACUGGGUUCUGCACCUCACAGGAGGGUUUGAAGACCCCCGCUUGGUUCUACCAGCCUGGAUUGUUAUAUCAAGCACCCUCACAGUCCUCUAUCACAUCACCCAACGCAAGAUCAACAUCCGCAAGGAGACGUCCAUGUCCAUCAGCGUCUUUUCCAUCGCUAGCUUUGUCAGCAUGGUAACGCUGCUUAUCCAGCUACACUCAAACCGAUCCGACUAUCCGGACAUCCCCUUGCUCAACUUUGCCAGGAGGUUGUUCCACGCGACUGGCCGACUCGCCCUGCGCAUCAUGGAAUACGGGGAUGUAACAAAGGGGCUUUGA
This is a messenger RNA of Thermochaetoides thermophila DSM 1495, 1077 nucleotides long. RefSeq lists its product as uncharacterized. NCBI's taxonomy places the organism in Eukaryota, Fungi, Ascomycota, Sordariomycetes, Sordariales, Chaetomiaceae. The record is from RefSeq and is a predicted model, not a curated record. Gene Ontology annotation, cellular component: endoplasmic reticulum membrane. The coding region runs from base 1 to 1077 and encodes 358 amino acids. The transcript is spliced from 3 exons. Gene Ontology annotation, biological process: protein N-linked glycosylation; cellular response to oxidative stress.